Molecule: messenger RNA, 2094 nt
Organism: Trypanosoma conorhini
Lineage: Eukaryota; Euglenozoa; Kinetoplastea; Trypanosomatida; Trypanosomatidae
Product: putative prolyl oligopeptidase
Exons: 1
Coding region: 1-2094 (697 amino acids)
Biological process (GO): proteolysis
Cellular component (GO): cytosol
Molecular function (GO): oligopeptidase activity; serine-type endopeptidase activity
Source: RefSeq, a predicted model, not a curated record
AUGCGCUUCCUCUACCCGAUGGCGAGACGCUCGGCGGCGGCGUACACGAUGCACAAUGUGACUGUGCCCGAGCCCUACGACUACCUCGAGGACCCCGAGAGCCCCGAGACAAAGUCGUUUGUGCAGGCACAAAACGCGUUGUUUGAGGACUACCUUGCUGCGGAUGCCGAGCUCCGCAAGAAGCUCUUUGACAAGAUAUCCGAGUCGCAGAAUUACCCCCGCACUUCCAACCCCAGUUAUCGCAACGGGCACUAUUAUUACUACCACAACUCUGGCCUGCAGAACCAGAGUGUUUUGAUGCGCGCGAAGAGCCUCACCGGCGACACCCCGAGCAUCUUCCUGGACCCCAACACAAUGAGCAGUGACGGUACAACUGCGCUCAAGGCCUCCGCUUGGAACGAGGACGAGACACUGUUUGCCUACAGUCUCAGCGACAAGGGAAGUGACUGGCAACACAUCCAUGUGAGGCGUGCCGACACGGUGCAAGAUACUUCAGAUGUAAUUGAAUGGGUCAAGUUCUCUGGCAUUGCAUGGUGGCGCAACCUGGGAUUUUUUUAUACGCGUUACCCUGCGCUGCGGGGUGAUGUAGACAAGGGUGCCGAAACAGCCCAGGCGCAGGAUGCGUUUAUCUGCUUUCAUUGCAUCGGACGUCCCCAAGAGGAGGACGUUGUGAUCCUCUCCGUGCCGGAACACCCACAAUGGAGCCUGGCGGCGGAGGUGUCUGACUGCCAGUCCUACGUCAUUGUCACCCUCUUUGACGGCUGCGAGCCACACAACCUCGUGUGGGUUGCGGAACUUCCAUCGGCCGAAAAGGGGCUUGGCGCCGCACCGCUGGCCUUCACGAAGUUGGUCAAUGACUUUGUUGGCAGCUAUCACUAUUUGGGAAACAACGAGCACACAUUUUAUUUUGUCACAACCCGUGAUGCACCACGAAAAAAACUUAUAUCCAUUGACAUUCGCACCGGACACGAAGAAGUCAUUCUGGAGCAGCAACGUUCCGUGCUAAGCCACGCCGCCCUUGUUAAGGAUGUGCUUCUUCUUGUGUACCUGGAGGAUGUAAAGGACGUGCUGUACUACCGCCGGCUGGGGGAUCCCACGUUAAACAACAUUGCAUUGCCUAUUGGAACGAUCACUUCACUCUUUACCGAGCGAAAGAAGGAUUUUGUGUCGUUUAAAAUUACGUCAUUCCUCCUUCCAGGGCGAAGCUUUGUCCUGGACAUCAACGACCCACAGUCGUCCCUUCGCGUCUUUAAGGAUGACACGGUGGAGGGACUUGUGGUGGAUGAUUUUGUCACGGAGCAGAAGUUCUACAACUCGUCGGAUGGGGCACGAAUCCCGAUGUUUAUCGUUCAUCGAAAAGGCACUGUCACCUCCGCCUCGCCGCUGUUGCUGUACGCCUACGGCGGCUUCAACAUCUCCCUGACCCCCGCAUUCAGCUCCUCACGGAUGGUGUUCUUGAGAAACCUUGGCGGCAUUCUCGCCGUACCGAACAUCCGUGGCGGUGGCGAGUACGGCGAGGAGUGGCACGACGCCGGCCGGCGGGCGUGCAAGCAGAACUGUUUUACCGACUUUAUUGAGGGAGCCAAAUUCCUGCACAGCCAAGGCUACGGCUCCCCCCAGACAACCGCUAUUAUGGGCGGCUCGAACGGGGGGCUGCUGGUUGCCGCGGUGGCGAACCAGGCCCCAGAGCUGUUUCGCUGUGUUGUCUGCCAAGUGGGGGUGCUGGACAUGUACAAGUUUCACAGCUUCACUAUCGGGCAUGCGUGGAAGUCCGAUUACGGUGAUCCAGACAAGGAGGAGGAUUUCAAGGUACUACAAAAAUACAGUCCAUUGCACAAUAUCAAAUCCGCCGUCAAAUACCCCGCCAUCUUGGUGGUGACAGGCGACCACGACGACCGGGUGGUGCCGCUACACUCCCUGAAGUACACGGCAACGCUACAGCAUGCGAAUUCAACCGAGGGUGGGCCUUUCUUGGCGCGCAUUGAGGUGGCAGCGGGACACGGCGCAGGCAAACCAACCAGCAAAAUACUGCGCGAGGCAGGCGAUAUUUACACCUUCAUCGCUAAGAAUAUUCAUGCGUCGUGGAAGGAGUAA